Messenger RNA from Eurytemora carolleeae, 1096 nucleotides. It is a transcript of the gene FRG1, whose product is annotated as protein FRG1 homolog. Gene Ontology annotation, molecular function: actin filament binding. The record is from RefSeq and is a predicted model, not a curated record. NCBI's taxonomy places the organism in Eukaryota, Metazoa, Arthropoda, Copepoda, Calanoida, Temoridae. Bases 36 to 842 code for a protein of 268 amino acids. Gene Ontology annotation, cellular component: striated muscle dense body; nucleolus; catalytic step 2 spliceosome. The transcript has 9 exons.
AAGUGUACCUGAUAUUUUCUUUUUCAGAAUUUAUAAUGGAGGCAAGCUUUACUAAGGUCAAAGGCGGGGCAUUGGUACUUAAGGGGGAAAAGAAAAAGAAACACAAGAAGACCAAGAAAAGGGAUAGAAGCGGAGAAAGAGAUGGCGAGGGGGGAAAGAAAUUAAAAAAGAAUUUAGAACACGAAGACAUGAACAAGCACGGUGGUUGGUGGCAAACAACAAAUUUAGCACAUAUUGUUGGUCCUGUGGCACUCCAGUUCUAUAAUGGUGCAUAUAUGAAGGCGCUAGACAACGGAAAGUUUGUACUCGGGGCUCCUCACGAUGAAGGACAGGGUCCAGAACCCGAAGAGAUCUUGAUGGCUAUGAAGGUUGGCGACGGCAAGUUCUCCCUGAAGUCAGGGUUCGAUAAAUACCUGCGCCUGGACAAGGCAGCCAGGAUGGUUGGUGUGAGUGACGCCGUCGGCGCCAUGGAGAUGUUCGACCCUGUCUGGGAGGACGGGAAAAUGGCAGUCUUAGGACCUAACGGCAGGUUUAUGUCGGUCGACGACGAGGAUUUUGUCGUCUUUGAUCAGGAUAAAGUUGGACCUGCUCAGAUUAUCAGAAUAAGAUCGAAUCGAGAAAGAGAAGAUAUGAAAAAGACGGAAAUACCUGAAGAAUUACGGGGUAACUUGUAUCAAGUAGAAACAAAAUUCGUCAAGAAAUUUCAGAAAUUUCAGGACCACAAGCUGCGCCUGAACCCUAAUGGAGUAGCUGAGCUUGUUGAGGCAAAGCGUGGAGGAAACCUUCAUGAAACUUUGCUGGACCGAAGAGAAAAAAUGAAGAGUGACCGGAUGUGUAAAUAAUGACUUCACUUUACUGCUGUUACAUCCGGUUUAAUGGGAUAUUUCCGGUGUGAUUGUAGAAGAAACUUGAUAUAUCUGAUAUGUGACUAAACCGGUUUAUUGCCGACCAGUUUUCAGAUAGAUCCGGUUUUUUCCAGCAUUAUCCGGGUUAUUGCGUUCCCGAUUGAUGAUUAUUUGUACCUGCUUAAAGAUGGAACACCGUAAUUACUAGUACUAAUUAUUAUUGUUGUGUUUAACGGAUGAUUCAUUUCAGA